UAUGCACCUAGUGUUUAGUGUUGGUGUUGGUAUUGCUGAUUCCAAAAACCGCCAUUUUCCUGGCGGAGUUUGUUUUGGAUUGCCAAGGAGAUAGCGUCGUGUUUCAAGUAAAAUUCCAUAGAUUUCGGAGACUAAGCAACUUGCUCAAGAGAAAAUGGGGAAGUCAAAAACGGACGAAAGUAGCGAAAGUGAAGAAGAGUAUUCCGUCGAAAAAAUAAUUGAUCGACGUGUGGUAAAAGGAAAGGUUGAAUACUUUUUAAAAUGGAAGGGUUAUAGCGAGGAUGACAAUACCUGGGAACCCGAAGAAAAUUUAGAUUGCCCAGAUCUAAUUCAAGAGUUUGAGCGAAACAGAAAACUUAACAAAGCAAAAUCGUCCACUAAAGAUAAGAAGCGGGUACGACGAGAUUCAAACGAUUCCACUGACUCCAAUGCUUCUGAUGAGAAAAAGAAAAGAAGAGGCCGAAGUGUUUCUCCAGAAGAGGAUGAAGAACCCAAAACUAAAAAGUCCAAGGCAGAUGAUUCAGGAGAUGAAAAGAAAAAAUCAGAUGAUGAAUCUGAUUCAGUACCAAAAACCAAAAAGAAGAAGUCAGAUUCAAAACCUAAAUCAAAGAAAACAGAAGAUGAUAAAGAGGAAAAAAAAUCUAAAAAGAGCAAAAAAGUGGCUGAUUCUGACUCUGAUGAUGAAAAAACAAAGAAAAAAGAAAAGGUUGAAGAAUCUACAAGAGAUUCUGAUGAGGAAAAUGUCUCAAAGCAAGACAAAAAAAAGAAGAAGCCAGAAUCAAAAGAAAAAAACAAAUCAGGAGGACCCAAGAAGUCUGGAUUUGAUAAAGGCUUAGAAGCGGAAAAGAUUAUUGGAGCUUCAGACUCAACUGGACAAUUAAUGUUUCUCAUGAAGUGGAUUGGCACUGACGAAACGGAUUUGGUUUCUGCCAAAGAAGCAAACAUGAAAUGCCCACAAGUUGUUAUCCAAUUCUAUGAGGAAAGGAUUGCUUGGCACACACCAGAUUCUUCCGAAUAAAUAAUAAUUUUAGAAUUAUCCAUUUAUAAAUAAGAUAUUACUAGUAGCAUACAGCUAAACAUAAAGUUUUCCAGAAAGGGUUUUUAUUUUUUUUUAAAGAGUUAAUUUUAAUGUUUAGAUUAAUAAAAUUAUUAGGUU
Molecule: messenger RNA, 1156 nt
Organism: Cylas formicarius (sweet potato weevil)
Lineage: Eukaryota; Metazoa; Arthropoda; Insecta; Coleoptera; Brentidae
Product: chromobox protein homolog 1-like
Exons: 3
Coding region: 155-1018 (287 amino acids)
Biological process (GO): negative regulation of transcription by RNA polymerase II; chromatin organization
Cellular component (GO): pericentric heterochromatin; nucleus
Molecular function (GO): chromatin binding
Source: RefSeq, a predicted model, not a curated record